Messenger RNA from Ictalurus punctatus (channel catfish), 2759 nucleotides. It is a transcript of the gene dachc, whose product is annotated as dachshund c. The coding region runs from base 250 to 2037 and encodes 595 amino acids. The record is from RefSeq and is a predicted model, not a curated record. The transcript is spliced from 11 exons. NCBI's taxonomy places the organism in Eukaryota, Metazoa, Chordata, Actinopteri, Siluriformes, Ictaluridae.
CGGGCGCGCGCUGCUGUCAGUCCUGUGAGCUGCGCUCGCGCUGUCAUCAUCAGGCUUUGAUCGAUGCCGUGACUUCACAUCGCCGCGUUUCACUUUACAAUCAAAACGGACUUUCUAGUGUGUUUAGUAGGCUAGUUUAAUCCGCUUUGCCCUUUCUUUUUAAUCCUAAAACACUUUUGUGAUCAUUAUAUAUAUAUAUAUAUAUAUAUAUAUAUAGCCUAUAUAAAACAAAGUUAACUCUGAGAGAUCAUGGCCACGUCGGUUCCUUUGCUUCCAUCAGCGCCGCUCGCGCAUCACGCGCCGCCUCCGAUUUCCAUCUCCGCUUCGGCCGGUGGCGGCUCCUCGAGCCCGUCGAGUCUGUCUCCAUCGCCGUCGUCGCUCGCUCCUUCGGCGGCUUCGAGCCUCUUCCGCUCGGACCUGCUGCCUUCUGCGAGUCCGGCUCUCCCGGUGGGUAGCGCGCCGCACAAGCCCGCGUAUGCCACGCCGUCUCCGGUGGAGAGCACGCCGCGCAACAACGAGUGUCGAUUGGUGGAGGUGCGCGGCGCGCGCCUCGCCUCGUUCACCGUGGACGGCCGAGAGCUCAUCUGCCUCCCGCAGGCGUUUGACCUCUUCCUCAAGCACCUGGUCGGCGGUUUGCACACCGUGUACACCAAGCUCAAGCGGCUGGAGAUCACUCCGGUGGUGUGCAACGUGGAGCAGGUGCGUGUGUUGCGCGGGCUCGGCGCCAUCCAGCCCGGUGUGAACCGCUGCAAGCUUAUCUCGCGCAGAGACUUCGAGGUGCUCUACAACGACUGCACCAACGCCGGCUCCAGACCUGGCCGACCUCCGAAAAGGACCCAGAGUGUGACGUCCCCCGAGAGUCCACACAUCCUGCCCCAUUCCGUCUCUGGACUCAUGUCCUCAGGACUCAUGUCUCACACAGGUCUGACAGCUGCUACUUUAGCCGAGGCCAUGAAGAAGAAGAUUAAACUGGAGGUUUUGAACAGUUACCACGCUUCUACCAACCACGGUGCAGACCAUGAGAACGGAGACGUCUCAGGCAUGGCAGGUUUGGAGCUGCCAUUCAUGAUGAUGUCACACCCUCUGAUUCCUGUAAGCCUGCCCCCUGCCUCGGUCACCAUGGCGAUGAAUCAGAUGAACCACCUGAGCACCAUCGCCAGCAUGGCCGCCACCGCUCAGGUGCAGAACGACUCGAGCCGAGUGGCCACCUCCGUCAUUAAGGAGCGAGUGCGAGACAGCCCAUCCCCAUCUCCCUCUCUGGAGGACGGCCGAAGGUCAGGGAGUCACAUAUCCUCCAGGCAGAGCACCAGUGUGUCCAGUUCUCCCGCUCACACCGAGAGCUCGUCUGAUCGGCCGCCUGUGCACCAGAAUGGCCUUUCCUUGGGUCACGCUCUGUUAGGCCUGUCACCCAAUGCACCCCCGGGACCAAAAGAGGGGGAUCUGGCAACCCAAGAUGCUGGUCAUGACUCAAGGAGGACGCAUGCAGAAAAGGAAGAGAACGUACUGUGCACGCCUACAUCUCGCGAGACCUACGAGAGGGUUUCUCACGCCAUCCCCACGCUUCCUCCAGGCUUCCCCGCGCCGCUGCUCUUUCCUGAGGGCCUGUCUUCCAUAGAAACACUCCUCACUAACAUCCAGGGUCUGCUGAAGGUGGCUUUAGAUAACGCCCGGGCGCAGGAGAAGCAGGUGCAGCUGGAGAAGACGGAGCUGAAGAUGGAGCUUUAUCGGGAGAGGGAACUACGCGAGACACUGGAGAGACAGCUCUGCGUGGAGCAGAAAAACCGAGCCCUAAUCCAGAAGCGACUGAAGAAAGAGAAAAAGACAAAGCGGAAGCUCCAGGAAGCUCUGGAGUACGAGUCCAAGCGACGUGAUCAGGCUGAGCAGACGCUGCAGCAGACGACGGCCAGUGAGCACGCUCACACUCCGAAAGAGCCUCCUGCUCCAGAAAUGGAGACCGACCUGAGCAGGGACAGAACAGACGCAGACAGGACGAUACCAGAUGGACGGCUCUUUCUCAAGACCGCGGUGAUGUACUGAAGAAGCAGAGCGAGAGAACAUGUAAAUGAGUGCGGAGACGGAGGAAGCAGAAGUGGGAAUAAUCACGAAAAAUCGAUUGUAUCGGAGGACUCGAGACAUUUCAAGGACCCCAAAGGGUCGGCGUCUACAAAUUACUGCGAGGAGACUGUCACACGCAUUGGAAAUCAAUGCUUUCAUUGUGCCUAUCUGUGAAGUCGAGCCACCUUUUUUCUUAUCACAGAGGCUAAAAACACACCAUGUGGACCUUCACAACAUUUUUUUUCUAUAGGAUAUUUAAACCACUCACGCUUUACUGACCAUGAAAAAAAAAAAAAAAAAACAAAAAAAAAAAAAAAAAAAAACAAUAUUUCAGAGCUUCUCUUUUAUAGCCCUGACAUGUUUAACUAUCUAUAAAGCACUAUUUCCAUCAUGGAAGAGUCUGAUGAUUUGAGUUUAUUCAUGGUUUAUUGAAUAUCUACAUGACAUUUAAUGUGUUUUCGUGUAGCUUCGUGUCUUGUUAUUCUCAAAAGAAAGAUUGUCCAUGUUUUGUUUUGUUUUUUGUUUUGUUUUGUUUUUUGUCAUUAUUAUAUGUUUGAUGAUUAUAGCAGGUAUCCUCAAACGAAAAAGAAAAAAAAAAAGAAAACUCAUGAAACAUGGAACGUGUACAUAAAAGUGUAGAGAUAAUAUUGUGCAUUGUAUGUCGUAGUGCUGUUAGGAAAUCAAUACAAACCUCUUUAAUGAAA